Messenger RNA from Chinchilla lanigera (long-tailed chinchilla), 615 nucleotides. It is a transcript of the gene Rps24, whose product is annotated as ribosomal protein S24. Gene Ontology annotation, molecular function: structural constituent of ribosome. The record is from RefSeq and is a predicted model, not a curated record. The transcript is spliced from 8 exons. Gene Ontology annotation, cellular component: ribosome. Gene Ontology annotation, biological process: translation. Bases 105 to 503 code for a protein of 132 amino acids. Lineage: Eukaryota; Metazoa; Chordata; Mammalia; Rodentia; Chinchillidae.
CCCACGCUGGCGUCGCUCGGGGUCCUUCCGUGCGCGUUGAUAUGAUUGGCCGGAGGAGAGCGUUUCUCUCUUCCUCCCUGGCUGUCUGAGGGUCUGUUGCCAUCAUGAAUGACACAGUAACUAUCCGAACCCGGAAGUUCAUGACCAACCGACUACUUCAAAGGAAACAGAUGGUCAUUGAUGUCCUUCACCCUGGGAAAGCAACAGUACCUAAGACAGAAAUUCGGGAAAAACUCGCCAAAAUGUACAAGACAACACCAGAUGUCAUUUUUGUGUUUGGAUUCAGAACCCAUUUUGGUGGUGGCAAGACAACUGGCUUUGGCAUGAUUUACGACUCCCUGGAUUAUGCGAAGAAAAAUGAGCCCAAACAUAGACUUGCAAGACACGGCCUGUAUGAGAAGAAAAAAACCUCAAGAAAGCAGCGGAAGGAACGCAAGAACAGAAUGAAGAAAGUCAGGGGCACUGCAAAGGCUAACGUUGGUGCUGGCAAAAAGAAGAAAUGAAGUGUCUGGCAGUGAGCUGGAGAUUGGAGAACAGCCAAAGGAGUAAAGAUUCUGCAGUGCCUGUCUGUGGUGACUGACUUUCACGAGAGGAUUAAUAAACUGUAAAAACUUG